AUGGACGUCGAAGAUGAAGAGGCGAGAUCUGCUUGGGUGAUUGCCACAUCUCUGUUGCAAUGCACGCAGCAGCAAGGAAGCAGGCAAAGUAGGGAAGUGGUAUUGAACAUCAGUGACGAGCAAAAGAGUCAAUACUUAAAUCAAGAUUUUUAUUCUAAUGCAUAUAAUUACGGCUAUGAAAUCAGUCCUAAUGGACAAUUCCAUCAUGAAGUACGCGGGCCUGACGACAUUACAUAUGGAUGUUAUGGAUACAUAGAUCCAUUUGGAAAAUUAAAAACAACGUUUUAUAUAAGCGAUGGAUGGGGAUAUCGAGUUGUUCAACCAGGAAACGCAGUUGAAUUGUUCCUACACGAACACGAACACCAUCACGAUGACUCGGAACAACACAAUCACGAACACGACGACCAUCACGAUCAUCACGGUGUAAUUACAGAAUGGAGAGACCUAUACUUCCCAGAAAUAUGUAGACAAUUCGAGGGAACAGGUUCCGGAUCUACGACAAUAACAGUACCAGGAUCAGGAUAUCCCGGACAACAAGGAAUGCCUGGAAUACCGGGAGUCCCGGGAGUCCCGGGACGACCAGGUCAACCAGGGCAGCCGGGACAACCAGGAACACCACCUCAACCUGGAUAUCCAGGAACACCAGGUACUCCCGGAACACCCAGUAUACCAGGAACACCAGGAGUACCACCACAACCAGGAUACCCAGGACAACCUGGAACACCUGGAACACCCGGCAUACCUGGCACCCCUGGAACACCACCACAAUCAGGAUAUCCCGGUACACCGGGUACGCCAGGUACAUCGCCGCAACCUGGUUAUCCGGGAACUCCUUCUCAACCUGGAUACCCAGGGAAACCUGGCAAGCCCGGAAUACCUGGACAUCCUGGUACACCUGGAACACCAGGGACGCCAGGUAUUCCACCGCAACCAGGAUACCCAGGAACACCACCUCAACCUGGAUAUCCAGGAACACCUGGUACGCCCGGAAUACCAGGAACACCUGGUACGCCCGGAAUACCUGGAAAACCUAGUACGCCUGGUACACCAGGAACGCCAGGAACACCACCACAACCAGGAUACCCAGGGACACCAUCUCAACCUGGGUACCCAGGAACACCUAAUACGCCCGGAACACCAGGAAUACCAGGAACACCACCACAACCAGGAUUUCCAGGGAAACCAGGCAGGCCCGGAAUACCUGGUCAUCCUGGAAAACCUGGAACACCUGGAACACCCGGAACACCAGGAACGCCUGGUACACCACCACAACCAGGAUACCCAGGAAUACCAGGUACGCCCCAAAUACCAGCACAGCCGGGUACACCCGCAACGCCAGGAACGCCAGGAACGCCAACACAACCAGGAUAUCCAGAGAAACCUGGCAGGCCAGGAAUACCUGGACAUCCUGGAACACCUGGAACACCAGGAAUACCAGGGAUACCGCCACAACCAGGACACCCAGGAACACCUGGAACGCCCGGAACACCUGGAACGCCAGGAACGCCAGGGACGCCACCACAACCAGGAUAUCCAGGGACACCGAUCCCGCCUGGCACACCGUCUCACCCUGGUUAUCCUGGAACACCACCUCAACCAGGAUACCCAGGGAAACCUGGUACGAACGCCAGGCACGCCACCGCAACCAGGCUAUGUUACCCUGGUACACCUGGUACACCUGGUACACCCGGAAUACCUGGACGUCCUGGACCGCCUGGAACACCAGGCACGCCGCCACAUCCAGGAUACCCAGGGACACCGAUUCCACCUGGAAAACCACCACAUCCUGGUUACCCCGGACCACCACCUCAACCAGGAUACCCAGGGAAACCUGGUACGCCAGGAACACCUGGAACGCCAGGAACGCCGGGGACGCCACCGCAACCAGGUUAUCCAGGUACACCGAUUCCUCCUGGCACACCACCUCAUCCUGGUUAUCCAGGAACACCACCACAACCUGGUUACCCUGGUACACCUGGUACACCUGGUACACCCGGAAUACCUGGACGUCCUGGACCGCCUGGAACACCAGGCACGCCGCCACAUCCAGGAUACCCAGGGACACCGAUUCCACCUGGAAAACCACCACAUCCUGGUUACCCCGGACCACCACCUCAACCAGGAUACCCAGGGAAACCUGGUACGCCAGGAACACCUGGAACGCCAGGAACGCCGGGGACGCCACCGCAACCAGGUUAUCCAGGUACACCGAUUCCUCCUGGCACACCACCUCAUCCUGGUUAUCCAGGAACACCACCACAACCUGGUUACCCUGGUACACCUGGUACACCUGGUACACCCGGAAUACCUGGACGUCCUGGACCGCCUGGAACACCAGGCACGCCGCCACAUCCAGGAUACCCAGGGACACCGAUUCCACCUGGAAAACCACCACAUCCUGGUUACCCCGGACCACCACCUCAACCAGGAUACCCAGGGAAACCUGGUACGCCAGGAACACCUGGAACGCCAGGAACGCCGGGGACGCCACCGCAACCAGGUUAUCCAGGUACACCGAUUCCUCCUGGCACACCACCUCAUCCUGGUUAUCCAGGAACACCACCACAACCUGGUUACCCUGGUACACCUGGUACACCUGGUACACCCGGAAUACCUGGACGUCCUGGACCGCCUGGAACACCAGGCACGCCGCCACAUCCAGGAUACCCAGGGACACCGAUUCCACCUGGAAAACCACCACAUCCUGGUUACCCCGGACCACCACCUCAACCAGGAUACCCAGGGAAACCUGGUACGCCAGGAACACCUGGAACGCCAGGAACGCCGGGGACGCCACCGCAACCAGGUUAUCCAGGUACACCGAUUCCUCCUGGCACACCACCUCAUCCUGGUUAUCCAGGAACACCACCACAACCUGGUUACCCUGGUACACCUGGUACACCUGGUACACCCGGAAUACCUGGACGUCCUGGACCGCCUGGAACACCAGGCACGCCGCCACAUCCAGGAUACCCAGGGACACCGAUUCCACCUGGAAAACCACCACAUCCUGGUUACCCCGGACCACCACCUCAACCAGGAUACCCAGGGAAACCUGGUACGCCAGGAACACCUGGAACGCCAGGAACGCCGGGGACGCCACCGCAACCAGGUUAUCCAGGUACACCGAUUCCUCCUGGCACACCACCUCAUCCUGGUUAUCCAGGAACACCACCACAACCUGGUUACCCUGGUACACCUGGUACACCUGGUACACCCGGAAUACCUGGACAUCCUGGACCGCCUGGAACACCAGGCACGCCGCCACAUCCAGGAUACCCAGGGACACCGAUUCCACCUGGAAAACCACCACAUCCUGGUUACCCCGGACCACCACCUCAACCAGGAUACCCAGGGAAACCUGGUACGCCAGGAACACCUGGAACGCCAGGAACGCCAGGAACGCCACCGCAACCAGAUUAUCCAGGUACACCGAUUCCUCCUGGCACACCACCUCAUCCUGGUUAUCCAGGAACACCACCACAACCUGGUUACCCUGGUACACCUGGUACACCCGGAAUACCUGGACAUCCUGGACCGCCUGGAACACCAGGAAAACCUGGCAGGCCCGGAAUACCUGGACAUCCAGGAAAACCCGGCAGGCCCGGAAAACCUGGACAUCCUGGAACACCUGGAACACCAGAAAUACCAGGGACACUACCACAACCAGGAUACCCAGGAACACCUGGUACGCCCGGAAAACCUGGAACGCCAGGAACGCCAGGGACACCAGGGACGCCACCACAACCAGGAUAUCCAGGCACACCGAUCCCACCUGGCACACCGCCACACCCUGGUUACCCUGGAACACCAUCUCAACCAGGAUACCCAGAAAAACCUGGAACACCCGAAACACCUGGACAGCCUGGUACGCCACCACAACCAGGACACCCAGGUACACCAAUCCCGCCUGGCACACCACCUCAUCCUGGUUACCCUGGAACACCAUCUCAACCAGGAUACCCAGAAAAACCUGGAACACCCGGAACACCUGGACAGCCUGGUACGCCACCACAACCAGGACACCCAGGUACACCAAUCCCGCCUGGCACACCACCUCAUCCUGGUUACCCUGGAACACCGCCUCAACCAGGAUACCCAGGGAAACCUGGUACGCCAGGAGCACCUGGCACACCAGGCACGCCAGGCACGCCGCCACAUCCAGGACACCCAGGGACCCCGAUCCCACCUGGGAAACCACCUCAUCCUGGUUACCCUGGAACACCACCUCAACCAGGAUACCCUGGUACGCCCGGAGUACCGGGACAUCCUGGUACGCCAGGAACACCUGGAACUCCGGGGACGCCAGGGACGCCACCACAAUCAGGAUACCCUGGAACACCGAUCCCGUCUGGCACACCACCUCAUCCUGGUCACCCUGGAACACCACCUCAACCUGGUUACCCUGGUACACCUGGUACACCCGGAAUACCUGGACGUCCUGGACCGCCUGGAACACCAGGCACGCCGCCACAUCCAGGAUACCCAGGGACACCGAUUCCACCUGGAAAACCACCACAUCCUGGUUACCCCGGACCACCACCUCAACCAGGAUACCCAGGGAAACCUGGUACGCCAGGAACACCUGGAACGCCAGGAACGCCGGGGACGCCACCGCAACCAGGUUAUCCAGGUACACCGAUUCCUCCUGGCACACCACCUCAUCCUGGUUAUCCAGGAACACCACCACAACCUGGUUACCCUGGUACACCUGGUACACCUGGUACACCCGGAAUACCUGGACGUCCUGGACCGCCUGGAACACCAGGCACGCCGCCACAUCCAGGAUACCCAGGGACACCGAUUCCACCUGGAAAACCACCACAUCCUGGUUACCCCGGACCACCACCUCAACCAGGAUACCCAGGGAAACCUGGUACGCCAGGAACACCUGGAACGCCAGGAACGCCGGGGACGCCACCGCAACCAGGUUAUCCAGGUACACCGAUUCCUCCUGGCACACCACCUCAUCCUGGUUAUCCAGGAACACCACCACAACCUGGUUACCCUGGUACACCUGGUACACCUGGUACACCCGGAAUACCUGGACGUCCUGGACCGCCUGGAACACCAGGCACGCCGCCACAUCCAGGAUACCCAGGGACACCGAUUCCACCUGGAAAACCACCACAUCCUGGUUACCCCGGACCACCACCUCAACCAGGAUACCCAGGGAAACCUGGUACGCCAGGAACACCUGGAACGCCAGGAACGCCGGGGACGCCACCGCAACCAGGUUAUCCAGGUACACCGAUUCCUCCUGGCACACCACCUCAUCCUGGUUAUCCAGGAACACCACCACAACCUGGUUACCCUGGUACACCUGGUACACCUGGUACACCCGGAAUACCUGGACGUCCUGGACCGCCUGGAACACCAGGAUACCCAGGGAAACCUGGUACGCCAGGAACACCUGGAACGCCAGGAACGCCGGGGACGCCACCGCAACCAGGUUAUCCAGGUACACCGAUUCCUCCUGGCACACCACCUCAUCCUGGUUAUCCAGGAACACCACCACAACCUGGUUACCCUGGUACACCUGGUACACCUGGUACACCCGGAAUACCUGGACGUCCUGGACCGCCUGGAACACCAGGCACGCCGCCACAUCCAGGAUACCCAGGGACACCGAUUCCACCUGGAAAACCACCACAUCCUGGUUACCCCGGACCACCACCUCAACCAGGAUACCCAGGGAAACCUGGUACGCCAGGAACACCUGGAACGCCAGGAACGCCGGGGACGCCACCGCAACCAGGUUAUCCAGGUACACCGAUUCCUCCUGGCACACCACCUCAUCCUGGUUAUCCAGGAACACCACCACAACCUGGUUACCCUGGUACACCUGGUACACCUGGUACACCCGGAAUACCUGGACAUCCUGGACCGCCUGGAACACCAGGCACGCCGCCACAUCCAGGAUACCCAGGGACACCGAUUCCACCUGGAAAACCACCACAUCCUGGUUACCCCGGACCACCACCUCAACCAGGAUACCCAGGGAAACCUGGUACGCCAGGAACACCUGGAACGCCAGGAACGCCGGGGACGCCACCGCAACCAGGUUAUCCAGGUACACCGAUUCCUCCUGGCACACCACCUCAUCCUGGUUAUCCAGGAACACCACCACAACCUGGUUACCCUGGUACACCUGGUACACCCGGAAUACCUGGACAUCCUGGACCGCCUGGAACACCAGGCACGCCGCCACAUCCAGGAUACCCAGGGACACCGAUCCCACCUGGAAAACCACCUCAUCCUGGUUACCCUGGACCACCACCUCAACCAGGAUACCCAGGGAAACCUGGUACGCCAGGAACACCUGGACAGUCAGGACACCCAGGUACACCAAUCCCGCCUGGCACACCACCUCAUCCUGGUUACCCUGGAACACCAUCUCAACCAGGAUACCCAGAAAAACCUGGAACACCCGGAACACCUGGACAGCCUGGUACGCCACCACAACCAGGACACCCAGGUACACCAAUCCCGCCUGGCACACCACCUCAUCCUGGUUACCCUGGAACACCGCCUCAACCAGGAUACCCAGGAACACCUGGACAGCCUGGUACGCCACCACAACCAGGACACCCAGGUACACCAAUCCCGCCUGGCACACCACCUCAUCCUGGUUACCCUGGAACACCGCCUCAACCAGGAUACCCAGGGAAACCUGGUACGCCAGGAGCACCUGGCACACCAGGCACGCCAGGCACGCCGCCACAUCCAGGACACCCAGGGACCCCGAUCCCACCUGGGAAACCACCUCAUCCUGGUUACCCUGGAACACCACCUCAACCAGGAUACCCUGGUACGCCCGGAGUACCGGGACAUCCUGGUACGCCAGGAACACCUGGAACUCCGGGGACGCCAGGGACGCCACCACAAUCAGGAUACCCUGGAACACCGAUCCCGUCUGGCACACCACCUCAUCCUGGUCACCCUGGAACACCACCUCAACCUGGUUACCCUGGUACACCUGGUACACCCGGAAUACCUGGACAUCCUGGACCGCCUGGAACACCAGGCACGCCGCCACAUCCAGGAUACCCAGGGACACCGAUCCCACCUGGAAAACCACCUCAUCCUGGUUACCCUGGACCACCACCUCAACCAGGAUACCCAGGGAAACCUGGUACGCCAGGAACACCUGGACAGCCUGGUACGCCAGGAACACCUGGAACGCCAGGAACGCCGGGGACACCACCGCAACCAGGUUAUCCAGGUACACCGAUUCCUCCUGGCACACCAACUCAUCCUGGUUAUCCAGGAACACCACCACAACCUGGUUACCCUGGUACACCUGGGACGCCUGGUACACCCGGAAUACCUGGACAUCCUGGACCGCCUGGAACACCAGGCACGCCACCACAUCCAGGAUACCCAGGAACACCGAUCCCACCUGGGAAACCACCUCAUCCUGGAUACCCCGGACCACCACCUCAACCAGGAUACCCAGGGAAACCUGGUACGCCAGGAACACCUGGAACGCCAGGAAAGCCGGGGACGCCACCGCAACCAGGUUAUCCAGGUACACCGAUUCCUCCUGGCACACAAACUCAUCCUGGUUAUCCAGGAACACCACCACAACCUGGUUACCCUGGUACACCUGGUACACCCGGAAUACCUGGACAUCCUGGACCGCCUGGAACCCCAGGCACGCCGCCACAUCCAGGAUAUCCAGGGACACCGAUACCACCUGGAAAACCACCUCAUCCUGGCUACCCUGGACCACCACCUCAACCAGGAUAUCCAGGGAAACCCGGGAAACCCGGUACGCCAGGAACACCUGGAACGCCAGGAACGCCGGGGACGCCACCGCAACCAGGUUAUCCAGGUACACCGAUUCCUCCUGGCACACCACCUCAUCCUGGUUAUCCAGGAACACCACCACAACCUGGUUACCCUGGUACACCUGGUACACCUGGUACACCCGGAAUACCUGGACAUCCUGGACCGCCUGGAACACCAGGCACGCCGCCACAUCCAGGAUACCCAGGGACACCGAUUCCACCUGGAAAACCACCACAUCCUGGUUACCCCGGACCACCACCUCAACCAGGAUACCCAGGGAAACCUGGUACGCCAGGAACACCUGGAACGCCAGGAACGCCGGGGACGCCACCGCAACCAGGUUAUCCAGGUACACCGAUUCCUCCUGGCACACCACCUCAUCCUGGUUAUCCAGGAACACCACCACCACAACCUGGUUACCCUGGUACACCUGGUACACCCGGAAUCCCUGGACAUCCUGGCCCGCCUGGAACCCCAGGCACGCCGCCACAUCCAGGAUACCCAGGGACACCGAUCCCACCUGGAAAACCACCUCAUCCUGGUUACCCUGGACCACCACCUCAACCAGGAUAUCCAGGGAAACCCGGUACGCCAGGAACACCUGGAACGCCAGGAACGCCAGGAACGCCGGGGACGCCACCGCACCCAGGUUAUCCAGGUACACCGAUUCCUCCUGGCACACCACCUCAUCCUGGUUAUCCAGGAACACCACCACCACAACCUGGUUACCCUGGUACACCUGGUACACCCGGAAUCCCUGGACAUCCUGGCCCGCCUGGAACCCCAGGCACGCCGCCACAUCCAGGAUACCCAGGGACACCGAUCCCACCUGGAAAACCACCUCAUCCUGGUUACCCUGGACCACCACCUCAACCAGGAUAUCCAGGGAAACCCGGUACGCCAGGAACACCUGGAACGCCAGGAACGCCAGGAACGCCGGGGACGCCACCGCACCCAGGUUAUCCAGGUACACCGAUUCCUCCUGGCACACCACCUCAUCCUGGUUAUCCAGGAACACCACCACCACAACCUGGUUACCCUGGUACACCUGGUACACCCGGAAUCCCUGGACAUCCUGGCCCGCCUGGAACCCCAGGCACGCCGCCACAUCCAGGAUACCCAGGGACACCGAUCCCACCUGGAAAACCACCUCAUCCUGGUUACCCUGGACCACCACCUCAACCAGGAUAUCCAGGGAAACCCGGUACGCCAGGAACACCUGGAACGCCAGGAACGCCAGGAACGCCGGGGACGCCACCGCACCCAGGUUAUCCAGGUACACCGAUUCCUCCUGGCACACCACCUCAUCCUGGUUAUCCAGGAACACCACCACCACAACCUGGUUACCCUGGUACACCUGGUACACCCGGAAUCCCUGGACAUCCUGGCCCGCCUGGAACCCCAGGCACGCCGCCACAUCCAGGAUACCCAGGGACACCGAUCCCACCUGGAAAACCACCUCAUCCUGGUUACCCUGGACCACCACCUCAACCAGGAUAUCCAGGGAAACCCGGUACGCCAGGAACACCUGGAACGCCAGGAACGCCAGGAACGCCGGGGACGCCACCGCACCCAGGUUAUCCAGGUACACCGAUUCCUCCUGGCACACCACCUCAUCCUGGUUAUCCAGGAACACCACCACCACAACCUGGUUACCCUGGUACACCUGGUACACCCGGAAUCCCUGGACAUCCUGGCCCGCCUGGAACCCCAGGCACGCCGCCACAUCCAGGAUACCCAGGGACACCGAUCCCACCUGGAAAACCACCUCAUCCUGGUUACCCUGGACCACCACCUCAACCAGGAUAUCCAGGGAAACCCGGUACGCCAGGAACACCUGGAACGCCAGGAACGCCAGGAACGCCGGGGACGCCACCGCACCCAGGUUAUCCAGGUACACCGAUUCCUCCUGGCACACCACCUCAUCCUGGUUAUCCAGGAACACCACCACCACAACCUGGUUACCCUGGUACACCUGGUACACCCGGAAUACCUGGACAUCCUGGACCUCCUGGAACACCAGGCACGCCGUUACAUCCAGGAUACCCAGGCACAUCGAUCCCACCGGGAACACCACCUCAACCAGGAUACCCUGGUACGCCCGGUACACCGGGGACGCCUGGUACGCCGCCACAAUCUGGAUACCCAGGAAAACCUGGAACGCCAGGCGUACCUGGACUUCCUGGUACGCCCGGUACCCCAGGAACGCCACCACAACCAGGAUAUCCAGGCACACCGAUUCCACCUGGCUCACCAUCUCACCCUGGUUACCCUGGAACACCACCACAACCUGGUUACCCUGGUACACCUGGUACACCCGGAAUACCUGGACAUCCUGGAGCGCCUGGAACACCUGGUACGCCGCCACAACCAGGAUACCCAGGGACAUCGAUCCCGCCUGGAACACCACCUCAUUCUGGUUAUCCUGGAACACCACCUCAACCAGGAUUCCCAGGGAAACCUGGUACACCUGGUAUACCAGGCCUGCCUGGUACUCCUGGUACUCCUGGGACGCCAGGAACUCCUGGGUCGCCACCACAAACAGGAUUCCCAGGUAAACCUACCCCUCCUGGCACACCACCUCAUCCUGGUUAUCCGGGUACCCCACCACAACCGGGUUACCCUGGUACACCUGGUACGCCCGGAAUACCUGGACAUCCUGGGACGCCUGGAACGCCAGGGACACCAGGGACGCCGCCGCAGCCAGGAUACCCCAGUCCACCUGGAGAACCUGGAACUGGUGGUACACCAAGUAUUCCGCCAUAUCCUCCAUAUCCUGGACAUCCUGUCUCUCCAGGUAUUCCUGGCAGCCCCGGUACUCCGGCGACGCCUGGUUUACCUGGCCGCCCUGGGAAACCAGGGAAACCUGGUAAACCUCCGUUUUCCGGAUACCCGCCGCAUUCUGGAUAUCCUGGAAGCCCAGGUAGCCCUGGGUAUCCGGGAUCUCAAAUACCAUCCCAACCUGGAUAUCCUGGAAUUCCUGACGUGCCUGGAUCCCCUGGAUAUCCUGGGUCUCCUGGAACUCCCGGUUUUCCAGGUUAUCCCGGAUAUCCCGGAGCACCUGGUACGCCAAGUGCACCUGGAUAUCCUGCUACACCAAGUAUUCCUGGUAGUCCUGGUAUUCCGGGCAUCCCCGGUGUCCCUGAAAAACCUGGCAAACCAGGAAAACCUGGCAAACCUGGUAAGCCUAGUAAACCUGGUAAGCCUGGUAUUCCCGAUUCUCCACCUGUUUCACAUCAUCCUGGAUACCCUGGUAUACCUAGCAUUCCUGGGUCACCUGGGUUACCUGGGACACCCGGUAUACCUGGUUCCCCUGGAAUACCACCGCAACCAGGUUUUCCCAGCACACCACCAGAAUCGCCUGGCAAACCUGGUAAACCCGGCAAACCUGGACAUCAUGGAUAUCCUGGAAGUUCACGGCCGAAUGAGCCGCAAUAUCCGCCAUAUCCAGGAUAUCCUCCUGCACCUGAAGGUCCACCUGGUGGUGUAGGCCCCGAUGGUCCAAAUGGUCCAUGGCCCAACGGUCCGGAUGGUCCUCAAGGUCCAGGUGGUCCAGGAGGACCAGGAGGACCAGGUGGUCCUGUGGGUGGUGAUGGAGGUGUAGGAGGAGUAGGUGGUGAUGGACCUCCUGGGCCAGAUGGUCCAUGGCCUACCGGUUCACCCGGUCCAGAUGGACCAUGGCCUGGAGAUCCAGAUUACGUCCCUGGAGCAGUACCAACGACUCGACCUCGAUACGAAGGACCAAUAAAAGUUCAAUAUCCGAUCAAAUAUUUCGAGCCAACGACGCCAACCAGCUACGACAGUCAAUAUUAUAGAGACUUUGGGCAGAAGCAAGUCGAACGAUUAACUUCUAAUUCCAAGUUCAAGUCGGAGUAUACCAAAAAUCGCACUUUUGCUGAAAGUUACGAAAAGAAUGUCGAAUCCACAGCUCUGACGUAUCCAACUAAGAUAAGCAGUCCUUUCGGCUUGAAGGACUCACGGUUCAAAGACCAAUCUGUGAGACUCGGUUACCAGCCAGGGCAAGUGAAUCAAAAUGCGGACGAGAUUAAUUCCUUGCUGCAGGCACAACGAAAGGAGUCCCGUAAAUAUAGCGAACAGGAAGAUCAACGUAGCUUCGAAGAGGUUAAGAAAAUCGUAUCACAGGGUCCUGGACGGGGAAGAUUUCAACAGAGUUCUCGUGAGAAUCGCAAAUAUCCGCAACAAGUCACGAAAGUGAGUGAACCGAUAAUUCAGGUAGAAACAAAUCGUGAGGGACUGGCCAAUGUAAAUUAUCAGCCACCAAAUGGAAAUAAUGCCGCCCUUGUCAAACAGGUAAACGAAAUGUACAAAAAGUCCUUCGAACCAAAUGUCGAGUUCGCCGCGAUCGGUGUUCAGCCCCCGAGCCCGAUCAACAUCAAGCCCUAUCAGCAGUCUAUAGGGCCAGAUCCGCACACCUGUCCUUGUUACCUCGUCGAGCCGAGCAAUGAUACAGCUAGUACCACGAGCACGACAUCCAUUCCUCUUAUCGGUCAGCUUGGCUUCAUUCCCGUGGUAUUCGUACCAUACUGUCCAGGUGACGACGAAACGGACAGCCAAAACAUGAAAGACAUGUUCCCCUCAGCGAUGCCUGUCCCAUAUGCAUGCGAUGCAUGCGGCUUGCGAAGCGGAACAGUCGAAACGAAGCUUCUCAGCCUGAAUCAGCUUGGCAAUAUAGAGAACCUUCGAGAGGCGUUGCGGCAAGCAAAACUUGGUUUGUUGAAUGUUUCAGCUCGCGGUCGAAUUGAAAGGAGAAGGGCGAAGAGUCGGAACGUCAAGUGAAGAAUGCGACUGUAAUGCACGGGGUUUAGCUCGUCAC
Eufriesea mexicana is the source of this 12628-nucleotide messenger RNA. RefSeq names its product mucin-2. NCBI's taxonomy places the organism in Eukaryota, Metazoa, Arthropoda, Insecta, Hymenoptera, Apidae. The record is from RefSeq and is a predicted model, not a curated record. The transcript has 9 exons. Bases 1 to 12591 code for a protein of 4196 amino acids.